UGUCAAGUGUAUUUGUUUGGUUGAAAAUUGGAAGAUUUUUGGUUACGGAAAAUACAAAAACGAAGUUAUUAAAAUUGUCUUUUGCAACAAAAAAUAUUUACUUAGACAUGGCUACAUAUGACAACAAAAUCUGGCUCCUCAAAAAUAUUAGAGAUGCUUUCAUUGCAACAGACGACACUGGUUUGUGUGAGAUAGUGAUGGCUGGUGAAGAUUUUUCUAAAAUAUUUCAAAACAAAGCUUUCGAAGACAGGAAAAGAAUUAGAGAAAGCCGACUAAACCAACCGAGUACUAGUAAAGGCAAAGAAGGUAAAGGAGACGUUUCUGAAGAAGAUGAGAAGGAAAUCGUGACCCAAUUCGACCCAUAUCCAGAUAUGGAGGACAGUGAGGACGACGAUUUGAUGUGUGGCAGCUACAUCAGAUAUGAAGAAUUUGGUGGACACAGGCAAAGAUCCAAUACUGCUCAGUGGUUAGACAAAAAAGAACAAGCUUUAAAAAAGGCAGCUAAAAUCAAAGUCAUAAAAUGGGACGACACAUCAACACAACUAACAUCAGAGCAGAUGGCAGAGAUAUUCUCUAGAAUGGAAGUGAAGAAACCUGAGAAGUUAAAGUCUUUGCUUGCUGAGCAAAUGGAGCAGUGCCCUGACCUGCCUCAUCGUCAGUAUCUCGAAUAUGCUAAAUUUGACGGGACAGCACAGCUCGGUUUGCCCACCAAAUCAUUCAAAAUCUUCAUGACAAUGCUACCUGAAAAACAUCAGAACUACCCUUUGGUGGUGUGCAUCAUAGCCCAUGCUAAGAUCAAGGAUUUGAUUGGCUUUACAUGCUAUAAAUACAGCAUUGAACACCCUGAUAUCACUCUUGGAUCUGUGCAUGACUAUGGGUUAUGUAUUGCUGAAGACGAUGGGGAAGUAGACUGGGCAUUCCCUUGCCUUGAUGCCAACGAGCCUUGUUCAAAGUUUGGCUUCACCUGCCUCGGCCUUGUAGACUUGAAAAGCAAACACUACUUCACACAUGCGCCUAUAUCCAUACCGGAGGAUGGCAUGCUUGAAGUGUUUCCUAAAGCAACGGAAUCAGGUCAUAGUCAACACAACCCAUCAAGGCACAACACUGGAGGCAGUGCCACUUCUGAAGCAGUUAGGAAAGCUAUUAAUGCUGUUGCUGAAGAGAAAAGAGGCCAGGAAUCUGAACUAGACAAAAUACAAUCACAUUUGAUAGCAACAGAUGCACCUCAGUACAAAACGUAUAGAGUAUAUUUAUUGCGUAAAGUGCGAACGAACACUUUGGUGCAGUUGGGAGUGUCACUAGAGAGGAUAGAGGUGGAACCACUGGUAGCACACAAACACGCAUUUUGGUCAAGAUCAAAAUACUUUCGACUGAACAUAGACUCGAUAGCGUGGUGUCAAAUACUGGAAGCGAAAGCAAACAAAACUACAUUUCGAAUAGUCCACUCGCCGACACACAACUUGGGAUUGUUAGAUCGAAGCAAUUCAGGUAACGCAAGUUUCUUCCAUCCAAAUACAGCCUACAAAAUAUACGAUUUCGAAUGUGAACACGAUGUCGCUAGAGAAAUCGUUGACAAAGUGAACACAAUUCUCGACCUAAGGAAUAGCCCGUGCCGCCGUGAAUACAAGACUUCUAAAGACAAGAAACUGCAAACGAGAAGAAGCUUACACACAAGGCAUUUGAGUUGAGUUUCAUAAAGACUGCAUGACUAGUGUAAUAUGAAGUUCCCCAUUGAAAGUUCCUGUUCAAAUGCAUUCUAAUUUAUCUAUUAUCCCAUUGAAAAGCAUUGGGAUAAUAAUAUGUUCAGUACGUCCAUAAGCUCUUUGAAAAUAAAUUGGUCAUUUUUUUAUUUUAUUCAAAUAAAUUCUAUACUACUAAGCCAAUACUGUAAAUAUUGAUUGUUACCAAAAUCGUGGGCCUACUUGAUCCAUUACUAUCCCAGUGUUCAUGAUUAGUGACAAAAAAUCAUCAUACUACUAAUUAUCGUUUUUGCCAGCUUUACAAAUCUAUGGACUAGGGAUGUUAUGGAUAUCCGUAACCGUAACCGAAACUUUCGGAUAUCCGAAAUAAAAAAAUAUCCGAAA
This is a messenger RNA of Ostrinia furnacalis (Asian corn borer), 2084 nucleotides long. RefSeq names its product SAPK-interacting protein 1 (gene Sin1). Lineage: Eukaryota; Metazoa; Arthropoda; Insecta; Lepidoptera; Crambidae. The transcript is spliced from 7 exons. Gene Ontology annotation, biological process: TORC2 signaling. Gene Ontology annotation, molecular function: phosphatidylinositol-4,5-bisphosphate binding. The coding region runs from base 108 to 1688 and encodes 526 amino acids. The record is from RefSeq and is a predicted model, not a curated record. Gene Ontology annotation, cellular component: cytoplasm; plasma membrane; TORC2 complex.